GAGCCACUGCGCAUAUAUAUUACGGAAGAUUCAGAAACACGACAGUGAAGCCGGGUCAAUCCAUUACUGUGAAUGAGCAUUGACCAAUAGAAAAGGAAGAAGAAGAUCCAAGAAGGCUGAGCCAACUUCAGACCCAGACAGAAGACUCAACAGUAUAUUCCUGGAAGGCAAGGUACUAUAAUGGCAACCACAAUCUGUUUCUUCAUUGGGGUGUUAUUCAUAACAGAUACUGUAUGGACUCAAAGUGUGAGGCAGGGUUAUGAGGUAAAUGAUCCAGAUUAUUGGGCUAUGCAUGACUUCGAUUGUCCCAGGGAAUGCUUCUGUCCUCCUAGUUUCCCUACUGCUUUGUAUUGUGAAAAUCGAGGUCUGAAAGAAAUCCCUGCUAUACCUUCAAGGAUCUGGUAUCUUUAUCUUGAAAAUAACUUGAUAGAAACAAUUCCUGAGAAGCCAUUUGAGAAUGCCACCCAGCUGAGAUGGAUAAAUCUAAACAAGAACAAAAUAACCAACUAUGGAAUUGAAAAAGGAGCCUUAAGUCAGCUGAAGAAGCUGCUUUUCUUAUUUCUAGAAGAUAAUGAGCUAGAGGAGGUGCCUUCUCCAUUGCCAAGAAGUUUAGAACAAUUACAAUUAGCUAGAAACAAGGUUUCCAGAAUUCCUCAAGGGACCUUCAGCAAUCUGGAGAACCUGACCCUUCUUGAUCUACAGCACAAUAAACUAUUAGACAAUGCCUUUCAAAGAGAUACCUUCAAAGGACUCAAGAACCUCAUGCAACUAAAUAUGGCUAAGAAUGCCCUGAGGAAUAUGCCACCAAGAUUACCAGCCAAUACAAUGCAAUUGUUUUUAGACAACAAUUCCAUUGAAGGAAUACCAGAAAAUUAUUUUAAUGUGAUUCCUAAAGUGGCCUUCUUGAGACUAAACCACAAUAAAUUAUCAGAUGCAGGUCUCCCAUCAAAUGGUUUUGAUGUAUCAUCAAUUCUAGAUCUUCAACUAUCUCACAAUCAGCUCACCAAGGUUCCCAGAAUCAGUGCUCAUCUACAACACCUUCACCUUGAUCACAACAGAAUUAGAAGUGUGAACGUCUCUGUAAUAUGCCCUAACCCUACCACCCUGCCUGAAGAACGAGAUUCUUUCAGUUAUGGACCUCAUCUUCGCUACCUCCGUCUGGAUGGAAAUGAAAUCAAACCACCAAUACCAAUGGAUUUAAUGAACUGCUUCAAGCUUCUUCAGGCUGUCAUUAUUUAAACACAUCCUUAUCAAGUCUAAAAUUGACUUAAUGAGCUAAUGUUUCUAAUAUAAAAAUUAACCCAAAUUAAUUGAAAUCAAUUUAACCAUAUGUAGGUUUAUGACUAAUGUUACAUUUCCAAUUGCUCUUGACUACAAUUUUUAUUUGUGCAGCUUAUUAAUUUUUUUGUAUUCAAAGAUGCUUUUGCCAAUGACAUGCAGCUCAGAAGGUAUUAAUUUGCCUUUCUUCAAUUAAUAAAUCAGACACAGAGUUAAGAUACUUUAUCAACUCAAAGAUAGUUCUUUUUGUCUCUUUUACAGCUUCUUAUUUGAUACCAAAUAAGGCAAUUACAUUGUUAUACAAUAGAAAGGACAUAUUGUGCAUGUUUAAAAUUACUUAUGUAGAUACUAUAUUUACAGUAUAAAUUCAGUAAUCAAACAGGAGGUAGGAAGAUCUGGAAAAAAUGAAACAAUGAGAUGUUUCUUCAUUGUAACUACAAUGAAAUAUAUACAGAUUGCCAAGUAGCUUUUGGAGGUCCAAGUUCGAUAUGUAGCUCAAGAAUCAAAUUCUUAAAAACAGAAGAGUUCUAUUCAUUUAAUAGCAACUAAAGAAGCCACAAUCAUUUUCAGUUUGCUACAGUUUCUGGUAGUUCUUCUUAGAUGUAUUACACUUUAUUCUAACAAUUAAAUAAGUCCUAAAUUUU
Tupaia belangeri chinensis (Chinese tree shrew) is the source of this 1922-nucleotide messenger RNA. RefSeq names its product keratocan (gene KERA). Gene Ontology annotation, molecular function: protein binding. Lineage: Eukaryota; Metazoa; Chordata; Mammalia; Scandentia; Tupaiidae. The coding region runs from base 181 to 1239 and encodes 352 amino acids. The record is from RefSeq and is a predicted model, not a curated record. The transcript is spliced from 4 exons.